AUGGAAUCGGCAAAGGUUUCAUCCGCCCAUCAACUACGACACGUCGCCAUCGCGCCAGCCGCGGCCGACUCGUCACACCCACCAGCACUACACAAGAAUGGAGGCGACGACGACGACGACGUCCCGCAGAUGCCCUACACCUGUGUCACGUGUGGCAGGCGGAAGGUGAAGUGCGACAAGACUGGUCCCCCCUGUGGCACGUGCAAGAAAGCAAAACAGGAAUGCUUCUACCAGGAACCGCCACCCCGGAAGAAGAAGCGGAAAGCAAACGACGACAUUCACGACAGAUUGGACCGAUAUGAGCAGCUACUCAGAGAGAACGGUCUGCUCCCCAAGGAGGAUCCCAACAUUCCUGCAACCCCUUCCAUGCACUCGCCCGACGCCGGCUACAACCCGAGCACAACCGCUGCCAGUUGGGGGGCGCACGAGCAUACUACUGAGAAGCCGCAGCUUGCAAGCGGAGCCGGGAGACUGGUCAAAGGCCGCAACAAGACGCGAUACAUUGACAGCCAGAUCUGGAGAUCCCUCGGUGACGACCUCCAUCCCUCCUCGGACGAAGAAGAUGGACCCGACCACGACCACGGGCCAGCAUCACUGGCUGCUGAUGCGAUUGAUCCCCUGACCGGCGCCUUCCUUCCUACGGUCGUCUCUUACCAGAAUCUUCUCAAUCUUCACCCCACAUACGACGUCGCCAUGAAGCUGUGGAAGCAGUAUGUUCAGAAUGCCGAUCCAGUCUGCAAGCUUCUGCAUGUUCCCACUGUCACCAAGAUCCUCCAGCGAGCCGCUGCCGACCCGAGCAGCAUGUCCAGGGUCACCGAAUGCCUGCUCUUCUCCAUCUACCAUUUCGCCGUCUACUCGUCGACAGACGCCGAAUGUGACUCCAUGUUCCUGCAGCCCAAGCAUGUCCUCCAGAAGAGGUACCACGACGCUACUCGACACGCCCUCGUGGCUUGUCGCUUCCUGAGGACUACCGACUUGACCGUGCUGCAGGCCUACAUGCUGUAUCUGCUGGGCAUGCGGAAUACCCUUGAUCCCCACACCUUCUGGAUCCUGUCCGGCGUCGCCGUGCGAAUCGGUCAACGCAUGGGCCUUCAUCGUGAUGGCGAUGAGAUGGGUCUGAAUCCAUACGAUGUGCAGAUGCGGCGACGUGUCUUCUGGCAGCUUCUCCCCAUCGAUGGCAUGUCUGCCCAGCUCUCGGGAACAGGCAUCGCCAUUACCGCGGAUUCCUGGGACACUAAACAACCGCUGAAUAUCAACGAUGAAGACAUAUGGCCCGACAUGGAGACUGCACCGGUCCCCCGAAAGGGUGCCACGGACAUGAUGUUUGUACUUGCCAGAACUGAAGUCGGCAUGUUCCACCAAAAGGUCAAGCCUGCUCUGGGGAACUGGUCGAGGCUCUGGGAGGGGACAGACAUACCCUUCAUCAACGAGGCGAUGCAAAAGAUGGAGGAGACGAUGGAGAACAAGUACAUCCGGUACUGCGACAUCUCGGAUCCCAUGCACUGCCUUACCCUCUCCAUGGCUCGAGGUUCGCUCUGCGUCGCUCGCUUGCGCGUGGGGGUCGCAGCCACCAAGGGGAAGCCCAUCACGUCCGGCGAGAGGAAGGAGUUGGUCGAGUUGUCCUAUAAGGUGCUGGACCACGCAAUUGCCGUCCGUGCAAAUGGCAACCUCGCGCGGUAUCUCUGGCACAUGGCCGCAUUCUUCCACUUCGAUCCUUUGAUAUGGCUCUUGAACGAGCUUCGCCGCGACGAUUGUGCCGCAGACCCGGAUACUGUCUGGUCCAAGACGGAGCGGAUAUUCGACCUCCAUCCCGAAGUGCUCGAUCAUCGACGCUCCAUCGACACCGCCAUGUCUCGAUUGACGUUGAGAGCCUGGGACGCAACGCAGGCCAAAGCUGCCGUCCCCAGACCGGAACCGCCAUUUGUGCACAAGUUGCGCACAAGUCUCAGCCGGAAAGAAGCGUCCAAAUCAUCAACCCAGACGCCGGUACAGAAGCCGAACCCUUUCGAUCCCGGCUUCGAAGCCUCCAACGAUAUCCCUGUGGCUUCAUACCUGAGCUCCAACCAGCCUUUUGCCUUCUCGGACUAUAACGCGCUGAACGACAUGAAUGCUGAUAUUGACUGGAUGUUCUGGGACCAGUUAGUGCGAGAUCCGACGGCCUUUCCCCAACUUUGA
Molecule: messenger RNA, 2175 nt
Organism: Lecanosticta acicola
Lineage: Eukaryota; Fungi; Ascomycota; Dothideomycetes; Mycosphaerellales; Mycosphaerellaceae
Source: the annotation of a GenBank genome assembly